AUGUACAAAUCGUUUCUCGAUGACUUGAAAUCAAAGUCGUUCGAUAAGAAGAAACACCCCAAUGCAUACUCAAAGUCGUUUGCGGACAUCGACGACCAGAGCUUCGACCGCAUCACCGACGAGGACAGGAAGGAGGUCUCGUGGUCUUCGCAGUACGACCCAGUGACCAGAUCGCCUUUCGCCAAAGACGUCAUCCACCUCCACUCAUUAUUGGACGCCUUGCUCGCCUCCAAGAACUUCGACAGAGCCGAACGCAUCUUGGGCGCCAUAUACCCGCUCUUGUCCAACCCCGAGUCGUUUAUCUUCACCUUGAACGAGUACCUCAAGCUGUGGGCCCUCGAAGACACAACCACCCUAGACGAUGUCGAGGCCAGCUUGUCCAAGUUCACCACCAAGUUCCCAGCCACCAGAUUGAACGAUAGAACCUACGCCAUCCUCCUCACAAAGUACAUGAGCACAAACACUCCUUACAUCGAUUACAUCUCCAAGUUCACUGUGCAGAAAACCAGACAAAUAUUCACCCAUAUUGAUAUCAUUGGCACGGAAGGUUUGAUGGAAAUAUUCAAGCAUCCAGAAAUAUCAGAGAGCCAUGUUCCCAACGAUUUCAUCCAUUUGUUCAAACAGGUCAGAGGUGAGUUGGUUCAAGACGUCCCUCAGUACUUCACCCAGGACUUACAAGCCCCUACUAUAGAGAAGGACAGUGAGGACUUGAAACCAGUGGACUCGUUCGGUUUAAAAAUCAUUAGACAUACUUUACUUGGUUUGAAAGAAGAAACCGGGUCUGGAGAAUUUGAAGCAAUUCUCAAAGAUCUUGAAAAAGAUUUAAAUGGUCAUUUAUUGCAUAAUGCUUCAGAAACUCCCAUGUCCUCCAAAAGAGAUUACUUCCAACUUUACAAGACCCUCAAGACUCAAGAACAGAAAGACAAGUUUAACGAAGCAUUAGAUUUAUUUAACGAAGCAAGACAGAGACAGUUAGAAAUCAGAGGUGUUGAUGGUGCUAAGGAGAAAUGGAAGCAUGAAUUCGAGGAGAUGCAGAAGAGAGGAGGUAUCAGUCUCAACAAAGGCUUGAAUGCCCAGUUAUUCAAGUGGUACUCCGAAUUCUUGCCCUAUGUCGAAGAAGAAAUCAAACAAUGUCAAAACAUCUUACUGGGAACCAUCGAUAAGGAGGGACUUUCAGCAGAAGAAUUAAAAGUGAUCAAGGAAAGAGAGUUUUAUGCCCCAUACUUAGUUCUCGUUCCGCCUCAAAAGAUGUGCGUCGUCACUAUAUUAGAGCUUUUAAAAUUAACCUCUACUGGAGGUAUUGAUAAUGGUAUGAGAGCUGCCAGAGCAUUGAUUUCAGUUGGUAAAGCAAUUGAACUCGAAUACAGAUCACAGGCAUUGGUGAAUACCGAAAAGAAGGUCUAUUCCAAAAAGUUAAAGACCACUAACCAAUGGAAGAAAUUGUUGAGAAAGAAAAAGAAUGUCAUUCUUGAUUCAACUACCAAUCAACCAAAUGACUGGAGCUACACUGUAUAUGCCAAGAUUGGAGCAGUGUUAGUAUCAUUAUUAAAGCAUGUGGCAAAAGUUCCAGUUAAAGGAAUUGAUCCCACCACUGGAAAGUCUAUCACCGGUAGUCAACCAGCUAUUCAUCAUACCUAUAAAUACUCCAAUGGCCAGAAGUUGGGUGUAUUUAUUAUUCAUAAGGAAGUGGUUAAGCAAUUAGCUGGAAAAUCGUUCAGCAAUUGUGUUCAACCACAAUUAUUACCCAUGUUAGUACCACCUAGACCUUGGAACUCAUACAAUGACGGUGGUUACUUGUUCUCUCAAACACAAUUGGUAAGAAUUAAGGAUUCGGUAGAAACUUCGGCAUACUUGAAGGCUGCAUCCGAAAUGGGUAAUUUGGACGAAAUCUACCAAGGCCUUAACGUUUUGGGGAAUACUGCAUGGACUGUAAAUAGAAGAGUUUUGGAUGUCAUCACAAAGCAUUGGAAUACUGGUAAGGAAUUCCUCGAUAUUCCACCUAUUAUCGAGGAACCAAACUUGCCAAAGGCUAUUCCUCUUGAUGCGGAACCAAACGAAAAGUUCGAAUACCAGAAGAAGGUGAGACAAGCUAUCAAUGAUGCAGCCUCUGCCAAAUCUCAAAGAUGUGAUACCAAUUACAAAUUGGAAAUUGCUAGAGGUUUUCUAGGUGAAAAGUUGUUCUUUCCCCACAAUGUCGAUUUCAGAGGAAGAGCAUACCCUUUGUCUCCGCAUUUUAACCACUUGGGUAACGAUUUGACCAGAUCUUUGUUCUUAUUCUGGGAAGGUAAGGAAAUAGGUGAGAAUGGUUUAAGAUGGUUGAAAAUCCAUUUGGCGAACGUGUUCGGUAUCGACAAAGCCCCAUUGGCUAAACGUGUGGAGUUUGUGAAUGAAAACCUUGAAAACAUUUUCCAGUCUGCUCAAAAUCCUUACGACCCUCAAGCAUGGUGGCUAAAGGGUGAAAAACCUUGGCAAGUAUUGAGUGUUUGUUUCGAGUUGAACGAAGCAUACAAGAUGUCUGAUCCUACUAAGUUCGUUUCGCAUAUUCCUGUUCAUCAGGACGGUACUUGUAAUGGUUUGCAACAUUAUGCUGCCUUGGGUGGUGAUAUCGAAGGUGCUAGACAAGUGAACUUAUUACCAGCAGACAAGCCUCAAGAUGUUUACUCAUUCGUUGCCUCUUUGGUGCAAAAGAGAAUUGAUAGUGAAGCCGAAGAAGGUAACAAGUAUGCUUUGUUCCUUCAAGAUAAAAUCACAAGAAAGGUAGUUAAGCAAACUGUUAUGACCAAUGUGUACGGUGUUACCUUUGUUGGUGCUGCUGCACAGAUCAAGAAACAACUUGACCAUCAUUUUACCAAAGAUAUGGAAGAGGACGUUGUUGAUUACGCUAGAUACUUGACUUUACACGUGUUUGCAUCGGUGAGAGAAUUGUUCGAAGGUGCUCAUCAUAUCCAAGAUUGGUUGGGAGAAUCAGCCAAGAGGAUCAGUAAAUCUGUUAGAAUUGAUUACGAAGAUUCUCAAGUUGCCAACAAACCUAACCAUUUGUCUUCGGUGAUCUGGACCACGCCAUUAGGGUUACCAUGCGUUCAACCAUACAGAGUGGCCAAGAACCAAUUAAUCAAGACUAACUUACAAGAUAUUUCGAUUUCGGAUCCAUUUGGAACUUCCCAAGUUGAUGCUAGAAAGCAACAAGCGGCUUUCCCACCUAACUUUGUUCACUCUUUGGACGCUACCCACAUGUUGAUGACUUCUAGAUCAUGUGGUGAAAAGGGACUCUCUUUCGCCGCUGUUCAUGAUUCCUACUGGACCCAUGCUUCCGAUGUGGAUAUUAUGAAUGCUGAGAUCAGAAAUCAGUUUGUGAAUUUGCACAAGAGCAACUUGAUUAACCAAGUUAGAGACGAAUUCGAGAAACGUUACAAGGAUUGCCUCCAAGUCAUUUUGAUUCCUGGCGACCACGAGUUGGCCAAGAAAAUUAAGGACAUCAGAAGGAACAUUGUUAAGAGUUUGGGGAGAGCAUUGACUGUUGCAGAUGAAAUCUAUUUGGAGAAGAAGAGAUUGCAACUCUUGGGUUCUAGUGAUCCAUCUGUUGUUCAGACCGGUAAGGAAAUGAUUACCACUGUCAGCAUUACUGAAGGCUACAACGUAGAAGAGUUGACAGUCAGCAGUGCCAGCUCUAAGGCCUUCCAAAUUUUGGUUCCUUUGAAGUUCCCUGAGGUUCCAGAAAGAGGUGAUUUAGAUGUUGAGUUAGUCAAGGAGUCAGAUUAUUUCUUCUCCUAG
Molecule: messenger RNA, 3771 nt
Organism: Suhomyces tanzawaensis NRRL Y-17324
Lineage: Eukaryota; Fungi; Ascomycota; Pichiomycetes; Serinales; Debaryomycetaceae
Gene: RPO41
Product: DNA-directed RNA polymerase
Exons: 1
Coding region: 1-3771 (1256 amino acids)
Biological process (GO): mitochondrial transcription
Cellular component (GO): mitochondrial DNA-directed RNA polymerase complex
Molecular function (GO): DNA-directed RNA polymerase activity; mitochondrial promoter sequence-specific DNA binding
Source: RefSeq, a predicted model, not a curated record